Nerophis ophidion (straightnose pipefish) is the source of this 2888-nucleotide messenger RNA. RefSeq names its product tryptophanyl tRNA synthetase 2, mitochondrial (gene wars2). The transcript is spliced from 11 exons. The record is from RefSeq and is a predicted model, not a curated record. Bases 1130 to 2338 code for a protein of 402 amino acids. Gene Ontology annotation, molecular function: tryptophan-tRNA ligase activity; ATP binding. Gene Ontology annotation, biological process: mitochondrial tryptophanyl-tRNA aminoacylation. Lineage: Eukaryota; Metazoa; Chordata; Actinopteri; Syngnathiformes; Syngnathidae. Gene Ontology annotation, cellular component: mitochondrion; mitochondrial matrix.
AGGAUAUCUUCACAGACAACUUGCCUGUGAACAUGGCUUUGAAGUAGUCGCUGGAUGAGGCCAUGAUGACUCUGUGCACGGGGAAUCUUUCCUGACUGUCUCCCGGAACCAAAAUAACAUCACACAGGAUGUCGUGUCCCCGGAAAACGUCCAGACCCUGCAGAGAUCAAAGAAACAAUCCGAAAUCUUCUCAGCUCUCGUAUUGAUAUCGGCAAGAGGUGUCAUACCUUCAGCACAGCAGAUCCGUGCUCAGAACUACUAAACACCUUGCACAAAGGUCGCGGGGGCAGUUUGGGCUUGGUAAGUACAUCCGGCUGUUUGGGAGGAACUUCCUUGGCAGGGGUGAGAGGAGGAGGCAGCGGGGCCGGCGACGGAACUUGCGGUGGAUCCGGUGCUGGAGACGGAGCGGGGACUGGUUGAGGAACCCUGUCAUCUAGCAGAACCAAACGGAGAACGGGUGUUGAGUAAAGCCUAACCCACUGAAGCGCAGACCUCCGUCCAGACCAUGUUGUUAGGAAAUCGAGACAGUCAACACAAACUUAUGGCAGUCACCAAAGAGAGGGACAGGAACAUAUCCGUAGGAAGUGACUCAGGAGGAAACCCAUAUAGGACUGUCAGUAAUCCAGGGUAAUAUUAGCAGCUAUACAGAUUCACAUUAACCCAGAAAUCCUUCCAGGUUCUUAGCGGCCAGGGAAAACGCACCUUGUUGAGCCGCAGGUCUGUCGGGCUGAGGUGCUGCUCUGGACUGAUACCUGCCGCUGAAGCGGGAAAACCUGCGACUCAGCCUUCCUGGCCCUCCAUCAUCUCCGACUCUGUGGCGCAAAGAUCAUGGUGAAACUCCAACUAUUAGAACAUCAUGUGUAGCAGUGAUCCUCAAACUAAGAGUUUGGAAAGCUGAAUGAGGUUCCUGUUGAUUUCGGCCACGCUCUUGCAACCUGCUCGAUAAAAGGCCGUGACAGUCAAGCGGAUGCAGGGUUGGAGAGGCGCUAACAAGGCGCACCUGAUAAAGCCAUGGAGAGGCGGAACUCGUCGUUGAGGAUUUGCAGCACCUCGCGCACGCCCUCCUCGCCCUGGAACACAUCAUUAAAGAAGAAGACUCAUCAGCAGUGUCCAUGCAGCAUGAAAGCCAAUGACGCUGCGACCUGCGGGUGACCCCAGGGGUCGGGGGGGCAGGGCCUCUCGGUGCAGAUACAGCGCUUGGAAAUGUGCUGAUGGCGAGGACACGCCCACCUCACGCAGGGAAAGCAAGAAAAUCACUUUUCCUGAGUCAAGUCAAGAACUUUUUAGCGGACCAGAGUGGAUGUCGGAUGGGGGCUGCAGGGUGGCCAGGAAACAGGAGCUGAAGGUGGCUCCAGCAGAAGCCCGAGUUUUCUCUGGCAUUCAGCCCACCGGAGUGCCCCACUUGGGCAACUAUCUGGGUGCUCUGGAGACUUGGGUGUCACUUCAGGACCAGUACCCAUCCGUGCUCUACAGCAUCGUGGACCUCCACUCCAUCACUCAGCCCCAGGACCCGGAACGGCUCAAGGCCAACAUCCUGGACAUGGUGGCCAGCCUGCUUGCCUGCGGCGUCGACACAAAGAAAGCCAUCCUCUUCCAGCAGUCUCAGGUGCCUGAGCACGCUGAACUCGCCUGGAUCCUCGGGUGCCUGACCAGCAUGCCCCGCCUCCGACACCUGCCCCAGUGGAAGGUGAAGAGCCGGCAAAAGAACGAAGGCAGCGUCGGCCUCUACACGUAUCCUGUCCUGCAGGCGGCAGAUAUUCUGCUCUACAGGUCCACACAUGUUCCUGUUGGUGAGGAUCAGAUCCAGCAUCUGGAGCUGACCCAGGAUCUGGCUCACAUCUUUAACAAGCGCUACGGGGAACUCUUCCCCGAGCCCCGCGCCUUACUUAGCGCCACACGAAAGGUCAAGUCCCUCCGCGACCCCUCGGCCAAAAUGUCCAAAUCGGACCCCCAAGCCACGGCCGCCAUCGCCAUCACCGACUCCCCCGACGACAUCGCCCUGAAGAUCCGCCGCGCCGUCACAGACUUCACCUCUGAGGUGACCUACGACCCAGCGGCACGGCCCGGCGUGUCCAACCUGGUGAGCAUGCACGCGGCCGCCGCUUCCAUCGGCGUGGAGGAGGCAGUGUCGCGGGCCCAGGGCCUAGACACAGGGGCCUACAAGGCCAUGGUCGCCGAGGCAGUCAUCCGGCGGCUGGCACCCAUACGGGAGGAGGUGCUGAGGCUGAGGGCGGAGCGUCCUCACCUGGAGGCCGUGCUGGCCGAGGGACGCCGCCGCGCUCGCCAGCUGGCCGCGCCCACGCUACAGGAAGUCAGACGCAGGGUGGGCUUGUGUUGAAAGCUCAAUGACUCCUUUGAGUACAUCACUUCCUGUCUGCUCUAAAAGCAAUUAUUAUAUUGCAUCAUGGAAGAAAACACAUGUUGUAGUUAUAAUAAAUCAGUGGUUCUCAAAGUACCACCAUCAUGACCAACAUUAAAAUAUGGUAGCGUAGUAGGUCUAAGUAUUCAUUAAAAGCAAGGCAGAGGUUUUUAUUUAGCACGUAUAUUUAAUACAGCCGGACACUGUUACACUACACAGUCUGAACAGUAACACUGUGUUUGAAUAUUUAAUCCAGUGAUACUCUGGUCUACCACAAGAUGGAGCCACACAGUUUGAGAAUAGAUCAUAAAAUGAGCUGAAAAGCGCACAUCAAGUACGUACAAAAUAGCGGCAAGACAUAUUUUAAUAUUUACAGAAAUGUACAACAGUACUUCUCGACCAAAUAAGAGAAAUACAAUCUCAUGUAUUUGCACGCACAACUUUGAAGGAGAACAUCACUUUAUUUUGGAAUGUUUCCUAUCAUUCACAAUCAUGUAAGACUAAAUAAACAUUGGCAAAAGUCAGGUAA